Echinops telfairi (small Madagascar hedgehog) is the source of this 882-nucleotide messenger RNA. RefSeq names its product BRICK1 subunit of SCAR/WAVE actin nucleating complex (gene BRK1). The record is from RefSeq and is a predicted model, not a curated record. Gene Ontology annotation, molecular function: protein-containing complex binding. The transcript is spliced from 3 exons. The coding region runs from base 36 to 263 and encodes 75 amino acids. Gene Ontology annotation, biological process: actin filament organization; regulation of actin polymerization or depolymerization; cell motility. Lineage: Eukaryota; Metazoa; Chordata; Mammalia; Afrosoricida; Tenrecidae. Gene Ontology annotation, cellular component: SCAR complex.
GCGCGUGCGCAGUCGCUCUCCCUUAAGCAGCCGCCAUGGCGGGACAGGAGGAUCCGGUGCAGCGGGAGAUUCACCAGGACUGGGCGAACCGAGAGUACAUUGAGGUCAUCACCAGCAGCAUCAAGAAAAUCACGGACUUUCUCAACUCGUUCGAUAUGUCGUGUCGUUCAAGACUCGCGACGCUAAAUGAGAAGUUGACAGCCCUUGAACGGAGAAUAGAGUACAUUGAAGCUCGGGUCACAAAAGGUGAGACUCUCACCUAGAGCUGUGCCGGGAUGCUGCUGGGAAGUGGCUUGACAGACCCAGGCCCGCGCGGGAAGGCCCAGCAGCCGCCAGCGCCUUCUCUCCUGACAGAGCAGGGCUGGUUCUCGUUUUCCUCUUUUCAAAAGUGUGGCCUUUGAGCUCUGCCAUGUACAUCUGGGGGUCUGAUGUGGCAUGUGGGGAGGAGUCCAGGGGGACUCGGGGAGACAUUAGACACUUGACCUUUUCAGCAACAUUUUAUAGAACUACUUUUCAAUAUCUGGAGGCACUCAGAGCCAACAGCCCGGGACUCUGUGUGUGGUCCUCCCACCUCUCCCUGCCAGCCAUUCCUUAGAGCUCCUCCUGCCUCUGCGCUGUUUCUUCAGACGGUCUGUCUCAGGCACCCCUUUGGUAGGGAGUGGGACCUGUCCUGGCUGAGACACUCGUGCCCUGGCUAGGUGGCUGCCAGGGAGUGCUGUUGCUAACACACUCGAUUUUUGUCUUUUGGGGGAGAUGAAGGCCAGGCCCCCACUUUGCUUGGAGGGACAUUUUCAGAGGCUUUUGUUUUGUUUUGUUUUGUUUUCCCCGUGUCACCUGGGAUCUCUUUGCCUCUCUUACUUCCUAAUAAACUCCUCAACCUUC